Messenger RNA from Aspergillus novofumigatus IBT 16806, 162 nucleotides. Its product is annotated as LysM peptidoglycan-binding domain-containing protein. The transcript has a single exon. Lineage: Eukaryota; Fungi; Ascomycota; Eurotiomycetes; Eurotiales; Aspergillaceae. The annotation marks the transcript as partial. The record is from RefSeq and is a predicted model, not a curated record.
GGUACCGCUUCGUCUUGCUACUGUUGGUACGUUGCUGUACCCGGAGAUGAUUGCUCUAAGAUUGAUAGCCAGUACAGUAUCACAUUUGCACAGCUGAGGGCAUGGAAUCCAUACUUGGACAGUACCUGCAGCAACCUCUGGGUGGACUACGCUUAUUGUGUG